CCUUUUGUCACCCUGCGCCACCUCUACCAGCCAUAACAUCCGUUGUUGGGGCACAUCUCGUCUACGCUUCUCCUUAAAGUAGCCAUAAUGACCAGCAAGAACCACGCGUUCUUGGUCCUCAUAACAACCAUCGUCAGCCGAGCAGCUGCCCAUCAACAGGCGCUGCCAGAAUGGAGGCCGGCCCUGCAGACGUUGGGUCUGGACUCGGAUGACCGUCCCCAUCUCCAAUUCUCUCCCCGGCCGACCGACUCCCCAAGGGUGGACGCGGACGAACUUCUCCGGCGCCAGGACACCUCCAUCGCCACCAAUAUAUGCGGCUUCCUGACGCGAAAUAACAAGGCGUUUCCCUGCGACGAGGGAUUGACAUGUACCAAUAUAGGAGACUACCGCGGAUGUUGUAGAGGCGACAAUUGUUUGACCCUGCCCUUCUCGUCAGUGUGUCUCGAUGCCACCGAGCCGGCCUGCUCAGCCUCCACGCCGGGGACGCUAUGUUGUACCCGUAAGGUGGAUAAGUCCUAUUGCGUAACCUACCUGUGGGCAACGACGGCGACGCCAAAUAGGGUCUUCAGCUUGUUUGUCUGCGACAGCGAGAACUUUGCGGGCCAGCAAAUCCUCGACUCGGAGCCGCAGCCACUCGCUAUCACCACGGCCUCCGAUCCGCCCGCAACAAGCACGGGUCCAAGUUCGAGUUCGAGUGAUGCGUCAAGUUCAAAAGGUUCAAACGGUUCAUCCGCUUCCGGGUCAUCGAAUGCGCCUGCUGAAAGCAACAAGUCGAGCGGGAGUGGUACACCUGUGGGAGCCAUCGUGGGGGGUGUUGUGGGUGGUCUGGCAGUGAUCUCCAUCGCCGUCUUGGGCGCCGUACUCCUAGUUUUGCGUGGUCGGAAAAACAAGGCCAACGCCAACAAAGGCGACUUCGCGGGCCAGCAACCCCCGCCCAUCUCCGCCUAUCCGUCGUCGGCAUACACAACGUCAGGCUACCAUCCCAUCUCGUCAUAUGGCCAGUCACCAUCCGAAGUUCCCGGUCCAGACCAGAUUCCGGGAGCCUUUGCUGGAUAUCCGAAAUAUCCGUCGUCAUCCGAGAGCGGCGGGAUAAGCGAAGCACCGGCGGGGAACCCGUUAGGCACGGGCCCGAAUCCAGACAGGGUGGAGCUGCCGCCAUAGUCCGCCUUUUACCGGGGGUGGGGGGGGCCUCGGAGAAACUGCGCAUCUGGCAAUUCAGUGGGAUCAGGAGGGGCUAUUGGAAUCGGG
Molecule: messenger RNA, 1248 nt
Organism: Phialemonium atrogriseum
Lineage: Eukaryota; Fungi; Ascomycota; Sordariomycetes; Cephalothecales; Cephalothecaceae
Exons: 4
Coding region: 88-1161 (357 amino acids)
Source: RefSeq, a predicted model, not a curated record